Molecule: messenger RNA, 2676 nt
Organism: Gigantopelta aegis
Lineage: Eukaryota; Metazoa; Mollusca; Gastropoda; Neomphalida; Peltospiridae
Product: probable cysteine--tRNA ligase, mitochondrial
Exons: 13
Coding region: 252-1967 (571 amino acids)
Biological process (GO): cysteinyl-tRNA aminoacylation
Cellular component (GO): cytoplasm
Molecular function (GO): cysteine-tRNA ligase activity; ATP binding
Source: RefSeq, a predicted model, not a curated record
ACUAUAAAAUAUUAAAUUCGCGACGAUCCUAAUUACACAUUGUCAUCUUUAGUUUUACAUUUACGAAUGAACAGCUUCCGGAUAACUUCGUGAUGUUUAUAUCACCUUGACCUUUAUGUGGUAAAUUUUGGCACGUGUGUUUCGGGAAGAUCAGUCAAAUAUUUUUGUUGACAUGUCUUUACGCAUACAUUUCGAAUACUGCUUAUAACAUUACAAAUCAACUUCUACACAAUAUCUGUUCAAAACAAGAGAUGUCUGUUAACCAUAUUUUUCAAAACCUCAAGUGUUUUAGUUGUACCACCAGUGUUGCGUCUUUGAAACAUGUCAAAUUCAAAUCCACUGUCUCCAGGACACAUUUUAGAACUUUUACGAAUACACCACACUGGAAUCAACACAAUCCUAAACAAUUGUCAGAAAAAUGGACACAACCUACAGGCUUUGACACUGGCAUCAGUGUUUGGAAUAGUCUGACUAAAACCAAGUGCCCAUUAAUUUUGCAGCACCAGCAUACAGCAACAUGGUACCUGUGUGGCCCUACUGUCUAUGACUCGGCACACCUUGGACAUGGAAGCACCUACAUGCGGUUUGAUAUCUUACGUCGAAUCCUGACAGACGUUUUCGAUAUUGACAUCACACUGGCUAUGAGUCUGACAAAUAUUGAUGACAAGAUUAUCAAUAGAGCCAAUGAGCUUGGACUUCCGUUUACUUACUUGGCGUGGAAUAAUGAAAUUGAGUUCUUUGACGACAUGGCGACUCUGAACAUUCUUCCACCAACCGUUGUCAUGAAAGUCACAGAGCAUGUUCCACAGAUCAUCGACUUCAUCAGGAAGCUAGAGUUCAAAGAGUUUGCUUAUUCCGUACCGAGUGGUAGUGUUUUCUUUGAUGUGUCAAAGUAUUCAAACUAUGGUGAACUCUCCUCUCAAGCACUGCAGCCAGAGGCCGUGGAGUCAGAUGACUCGGAGAAGAGGAAUCCACGUGAUUUUGCUCUCUGGAAAGCAGCAAAACCUGGGGAACCCCACUGGCCAGCACCUUGGGGAAAUGGUCGACCAGGGUGGCAUAUUGAAUGUUCUACAAUGGCCAGUACUUUGUUUCAUGACAAGAUGGACAUACACUCUGGUGGUGAAGAUCUCCUGUUUCCACAUCACGAGAAUGAACUUGCCCAGUCUCAGGCCUAUCAUGGGUGUACUCAGUGGGCCAACUAUUGGUUACAUUCAGGUCACCUCUAUCUGAAAGGGGAUACAGACAAAAUGUCCAAAUCACUGAAAAACGUCAUCACUAUUUCGGACUUUCUUCAGAGCUACACAGCUGAUCAGUUCCGACUCUUUUGUCUACUUACACACUACAAAAGUAGAAUUGAAUACAGUGAAGAAUCGAUGCACAAAGCUAUUAGUUUAGACAAGCAAAUCAUCAACUGUCUCAGUCAUUGUGAUUCAUACAUCAGAGGCCAGCUUUUGUGUCAGCCUCUUAAUGAAAUCAAGCUGAGAACAAAGUUAGAAUCAACAAGGGAGAAUGUGGACAAGGCACUGCGUGAUGAUUUUAAUACACCUCUUGCAAUGGAAGCUAUCAUGGAUCUGAUCAAACAAGUCAAUAUUAAAUUGGGCAGGAAAACAGAGACCUCUCUUGGUGGGAGAAACCCUGCUAUCGUGUCACAAUGCAGUGCCUACCUGAAGAGAGUACUUAGGCAGUUUGGAAUGCUUCUAAGACCAGAGGUAGUACCUGAAUGUACACAAGAUCAACGGUUCACCUAUGUUGUUGAUAGUGCCGUGAAAUUCCGUUCCAAAGUGAGAUCCUUUGCAGUUGAUGCUCCAACCAACAUUUCAGUCUCCACUGAUACAUCGAAGACUGUCACUGCACCUUUGCUGGAAGCCUGUGAUGAGUUUAGAGAUGAAAUGAAAACAUUCAGUGUACAGAUUCUGGACCACGGCAAAAAUUCCACAUGGACACAAGCACACGACCCCAAGGAAUAGAAAGUGAAUUUGUGAUAUGCAAAUAUGGAUUAUUUAAACAAGACACUUUGAAGGCUAUUGAUUUUACUUGGAGCCUGUUUUAAAAACAUUUAAACAAGUGCUAUUUCAUUUCCAGCUCUUAUGUGCCAUUUACUAACACCAUCAUGCAAUAAUGAAUAAUUUAGACAUCAAAAUAGCCAUUAUCCUAUUACUGAAGUAUUGUAGCCUUUAUUUGCUGCUUGUAUAUUUUGUCAACAAUAUUAAGUUUCAAUAUUCUGUCAUUCUUCAAUUUGGUUCUAAUGAUGUCAUUACACGAAAACAAAACAUUUUCUUCAAUUUGUUUAAAGUAACAGACCCUAGUUUUUAAACUCUGUGGCAUAUUUUUCACUAUUGGAGCCGUUUUUGGUAAUUGAAAUCAGACAUUACUUACAUUACUUAUUGUUAGAUUGUUAAUUUCUGUGUUUCUGUCCAUGCAGGUGUUUCUAAAUGCCACAAAAUUUAUUUUUCACAAUUCUAAAAAUGCAUUUACCUCUGAGAAGUAACAGCUAUGGAGAAAGGUUCUUGUCUAAUUUUACAAGGGUAUUUGCCCAUUUCAAUGUCGCAGAAUCUUGUUUCACUCUAUUGUAAUGGGGUGGGGGUGGGAGACAUAGCCCAGUGGUAAGGCGCUCACUCGAUGCACGGUCAGUGUGGGAUCGAUCCCAUUGGGCUAUUUCUCGAUCCAGCCAAUGCA